This is a messenger RNA of Aphanomyces invadans, 1782 nucleotides long. RefSeq lists its product as hypothetical. Gene Ontology annotation, molecular function: protein serine/threonine kinase activity; ATP binding. Gene Ontology annotation, cellular component: cytoplasm. Lineage: Eukaryota; Oomycota; Saprolegniomycetes; Saprolegniales; Verrucalvaceae. Bases 1 to 1782 code for a protein of 593 amino acids. The record is from RefSeq and is a predicted model, not a curated record. Gene Ontology annotation, biological process: peptidyl-threonine phosphorylation. The transcript is spliced from 2 exons.
AUGGCAAGCCACCGAUGUCGCCCCACGAGCGCCGCCGAAGCAACAGAGCGCAAUGUGUGCGGCGCCAUCGCCAGCGACAAAACCCUGGCAGAUGCGCUGAGCGCGACGAGUAUCGAGGGCAGCGAGGUGGCCAUUCAAGCCAUCCGUAGCACACGCGAGAAGGCGGUGGCGAUCGCAAUCCACAGUGUGCGGCCGACGCGUGACAUGUAUUUGGCCUUCUUGAUGGACACGACAGGCAGCAUGGGACGGCAUAUCCUGUCGGUGAAACAGCAGAUUUCGGCGCUGGUGGCGUCGAUAGCCGGCCUCGGACCACCACACACUUUCGUCGCGUUUGUCGGGUACAAGGACCACUGCGACGGCGCCGACCGCAUCGACGUGCUACCGUUUACGACGGACGUGGCGUACUUUGAACGGCAUGUUCAGUCUGUCCAAGCGAAAGGCGGCGGGGACGUCCCCGAAGACGUCUUAGGAGGGCUGUUUGCUGCCGUGUCGCAGCUUCCGUGGCCGCAGGACACCACGAACGUCCUGUUCCACAUUGGAGAUGCGCCGCCUCAUGGCCGCCGGUUCUACCACGGCCGCGACUCGUACCCUGACGGCCACAAGAGCGACAAGCCCCUCCAUGUCUUGUUUGGCUUGCUCGGUGCAUUGAAGAUUCAAUACCAAUUUGGCCAAGUCGACGAGGCCAGCACUAGGGAGAUGGUCGCGGCAUUUCAAGCGGCAUGCCUUGAUGCUGGCGUGCCGAUGGCAGUAUUUGACGUGACUGACCCCGUGCACAUUGCGGCGAGUGUGUCGUCGGGGGCGGCUAUGUCCACUCGCCUCAGUAGCGUCGCAAGUGAGGAGCAUGCCAGCGCAGGGCGAGUCGGGUCCACCUCGGGUGGACUUGCGCCCGAGUUACCUCGACGACGAAGCAUGAUGUUCUGUCCGCAUCCACCCAACUGGUCGACGCUGGCGUUGGUCAGAGCGUCAGUAGUGUCGUACGUGCCCCCCACCGACGUGGACAGCCUCGUCGCCGGCACCAUGGAUACGAUGGUUCGCCCCAUCACGCUGCGGGUGGCCCCCCAUCCGUUUGCCUUUGGGUCGGACCGCGUGGUGUACUUCGCCCAAGAGUAUCACAAGCUGAGUGUGGCGACUGCAUCCACCGAGUCGUCGAUGACUACGAGCUUCUCGAGUUGGACCGAUGUGGCGCACGGAUCGACGUCGGCAACCGAGGCGGCGUAUACGUAUCAAGUUGAAGACAUGGUGGCCAAGUCGUUUUUGGACGGGAACGCAGACAUGUGUGGAGGGGCGGCCGAGGGCUGCCGCUACAUGCAAGCGAUGGAGUGCCAAGUGGCCGCCGCUUUUUUAGCUCGGCAAUUCAAUCGUGAAGCGAAUCCACCGAUCAAGAUAUGCUUUAUGAAGGCCAAAGUCGUGCGACUUUCCCCGUCGACGGGGGACGCGUGUGUGUUUUAUGGAUGGGAAAAGCGUCUGCCUCGGUCCGACGCGAUCAAGCUAACCAACAACGUUGGAUAUGUGUGCGACGUCGCAUCGGCGGCGGAUGCGGUCAAUGUGGCUAUGGCAUUUUCCCACUGGACGUGGCAAGUGACCAAGAAAAAGCUGAUGGUGGUCGACCUCCAAGGUUGCCGCACAACCCACGGACUGGUCUUGACCGAUCCAGCUGUGCACUGCGUCGAUUUGGAGCGGUACAACUGCGCCACCAACUUGGGCCGCCGGGGCAUGGACACUUUCUUUGCGUCGCACCAGUGCAAGUCCAUCUGCCAUUCGCUGCAGCUCGCGAUGCCGUAG